Cadophora gregata is the source of this 393-nucleotide messenger RNA. RefSeq lists its product as uncharacterized. The record is from RefSeq and is a predicted model, not a curated record. The transcript is spliced from 2 exons. Bases 1 to 393 code for a protein of 130 amino acids. Lineage: Eukaryota; Fungi; Ascomycota; Leotiomycetes; Helotiales; Ploettnerulaceae.
AUGCAGCGGUACCUGGACGUUAACGUUACUCCGCCAGCCGGGUGGGAAUGCUGUAAAUGCACUUAUGAGAACAUGGUAGACGGUGUCGUUGGGGAAGAAUUCGACCCGAUAUUCAGACCAGGAGUACCACAGCCGGCGUGCCUGGGAGGUACCAAUAUUUGCGAUAGGGUGAAAGGUCACCGUAGAUGUGAGACGUGCGUUUACCUUGAUAAGGACCGACUCCAAUAUCAGCGAUGCGGUGAGGGGUGGACGGAUCCUACUGCCGAGUACUGGAGCGACACCAGUGGAGAUGGCGGUCGAGGAUCAGAAGCAUCUCUUCCUCAAUAUGGUUCUCCAGCUGGUGGAAAUGGAAGUGAACCAGAAGCGCAGCGAAGCCGGCACCCUUACAGGUGA